Molecule: messenger RNA, 1008 nt
Organism: Ornithodoros turicata
Lineage: Eukaryota; Metazoa; Arthropoda; Arachnida; Ixodida; Argasidae
Exons: 2
Coding region: 1-1008 (335 amino acids)
Source: RefSeq, a predicted model, not a curated record
AUGUGCCGUACAUCUCAGGCACAGGCAAAACACAAGAAAGGCAAGAGGGUCCGCAAGGUGAAGCUUGUGACGGACGUGUUCAUUGCCGAUGAAGAGGACGGGAAGUUCCUUACUUGCAAGAUCCAGGACAAACAGGUCGUUUUACAAGUGGAUACUGGUUCCCGUACUACGCUUCUGGAUGAUCGUACGUACAAGACACUGGGCGAGCCAAGGCUACAUCCCUCUCCAGUCCGUCUACGCGCCUUCAACAAGAAUGAAAUUCCGCUUCGUGGGGCGGCAGACCUUCAUGUCUUCAUCGAUGGAAGAGAAGAAACCCUACCACUCGGUAGAUGUACCAAGACCUUGGUUCAUCUCCAUCUCGAAAACGACGCUCAGCCAAAGUUUUUCAAGCCACGACCGAAUCCUUUUGCGGCUCGUGAGGCAGUACAAGCUGACCUUCAACGUCAGGUAAAGAAUGGCGUGCUGGAACCAGUCGAGGUGUCGGAAUGGGCUACCCCCAUUGUGGUUGUUCCGAAGCCGAAUGGAGCUGUUCGAGUCUGCGGUGAUUUCAGCGUCACAGUGAAUCCCCAGAUUGAGAUCGCGCAGUAUCCUUUGCCUCGAACGGAAGAGCUGUUGGCAGUGCUAAGUGGAGGCCAGAAGUUCACCAAAUUGGACUUGUCUGAGGCGUACCUCCAGAUGGAGCUGGAUGACGAAGCCAAGAGGAUAUUGGUAGUCAAGACGCACAAAGGCUUAUAUCGGUUUAAUCGAUUGCCGUUUGGCAUCGCAUCUGCCCCUGCGGUGUUUCCGCGCACAAUGGAGCAAGUGAUGCCGUCUGUCGCUUGCUAUCUGGACGACAUAAUUGUCACUGGCAAGAACGGCACGGAGCAUCUCAAGAACUUGGAGCAAGUCUUAGAGCCCCUUCGACAGUUUGGUUUCACACUAAAGAAGGAGAAGUGUGCCUUCAUGCAGCACCAGGUGGAAUACUUGGGACAUGGUGUUACAGCGGAGGGAUUUCGACCAUCUGCCUAA